Molecule: messenger RNA, 3538 nt
Organism: Pteropus alecto (black flying fox)
Lineage: Eukaryota; Metazoa; Chordata; Mammalia; Chiroptera; Pteropodidae
Gene: GDNF
Product: glial cell derived neurotrophic factor
Exons: 3
Coding region: 268-903 (211 amino acids)
Biological process (GO): peripheral nervous system development; positive regulation of branching involved in ureteric bud morphogenesis; negative regulation of neuron apoptotic process
Molecular function (GO): receptor tyrosine kinase binding; growth factor activity; glial cell-derived neurotrophic factor receptor binding
Source: RefSeq, a predicted model, not a curated record
CCGGCGGGGGAGCUGCCGGCCUCCCUCGCCCUUCUCGCGGCGGCGGCGGCAGGAACUUUGGCCGCCGCCUCCCGCGCGCCCUCGCAGCCCCGAACAGCCCCAGGAUUGAGAACUUGUAGUGCCCCUGACCUGUGGGGCGGGGCUCAGCGCUCCUGCCCUUGGCCCGGAUGGGUGUACAGGCUGGGACUUGGGGCUCCUGGAGUUAAUGUCCAACUGGGGGUCUGCGGAGACCGGAUCCGAGGUGCCGCCGCGGGACGGGACUCUAAGAUGAAGUUAUGGGAUGUCGUGGCUGUCUGCCUGGUGCUGUUCCAUACCGCGUCCGCCUUCCCGCUGCCCGCCGGUAAGAGGCCUCCCGAGGCGCCCGCUGAAGACCGCUCCCUCGGCCGCCGCCGCGCGCCCUUCGCGCUGAGCAGUGACUCAAAUAUGCCAGAGGAUUAUCCUGAUCAGUUCGAUGACGUCAUGGAUUUUAUUCAAGCUACCAUUAAAAGACUGAAAAGGUCGCCAGACAAACAAAUGGCAGUGCUCCCCAGAAGAGAGCGGAACCGGCAGGCCACAGCCGCCAACCCGGAGGGUUCCAGAAGGAAAGGUUGGCGAGGCCAGAGGGGCAAAAAUCGGGGUUGCGUCCUAACGGCCGUCCAUUUGAAUGUCACUGACUUGGGUUUGGGCUACGAAACCAAGGAGGAACUGAUUUUUCGGUACUGCAGUGGCUCCUGCGACGCCGCCGAGACAAUGUACGACAAAAUAUUAAAAAACUUAUCCAAAAAUAGAAGGCUGGUGAGUGACAAAGUAGGGCAGGCCUGUUGCAGACCCAUUGCCUUCGACGACGACCUGUCGUUUUUAGAUGAUAACCUGGUUUACCAUAUUCUAAGAAAGCAUUCCGCUAAAAGGUGUGGAUGUAUCUGACUCGGCUCCAGAGACCGCUGUGUAUUGAAUUCCUGCUACAGUGCAAAGAAAGGGACCAAGGUUCCCAGGAAAUGUUUGCCCAGAAUGGAAGAUGAGGACCAAGGAUGCAGAGGAGGAAGAGGCGGAAGAGAGAGGAGGAAGGCAGCUGUUGUGGGAGCCUGGUAAAGGGAGAUCCAGCUACAGAAAACUGGACAGGAGAGAGAGAAAGCAGCCGUCUGGAUUCUCCUCCGCGGCGGCUGAUGCCACCAGAAGCUCAGGGCCGGUGUCCCUGGUUGGGUGUUGCCACUGUUUCAUCUGAUACAGUCCACCGUCACCGGUCAUGGGCGCAGAUGCGGAUGCACUAGAAACCAAACCAGUGUAUCUCCUGUGGUUUGUUUUCACAUGUCUGGAGACACCAGGGAAAUGUAAUCCUGGUGUCAUUCCUUGUCAUUAUGUUUUACUGCUGAAAGCAAGAAGUUUAUUUUUCUGUCACUCAGUGGAGACAUACCCCGGAAAGGAGGGGCGGGGGGGAGGGCGGAAAAGCAAAGACACAAGAGAUGGUAACCUUUGAAUUUGAAAGUUAAGGCCUGAGGUUUACUAUAGCCAGUGAGCUGUGAAAGGCUGGUGACUGAUUCUUAACAUGGUAUGUGGGGUGGGAAGAAGUUGGCUAGGAACCAAAAAGGCUGUCCUCAGGACUAAAAUCCAACCUGAAGGUAUUUGCUUUACGUCCUUGGAAACAGGAAACCAGUUGUGGUUUUCGGCAGCAUUCACGUAGGAGAGUGAGGGGGUUAGGCCCCCCGCUCACUGGGGCAGGAGGCCCACAGCCUGUCAGUUUACAGGGAGACAGAUGUUACAUACACCCCCGCUCCGUUUAUGCAUGGUCACCAGUGACCAGAGAAGCUACUCGAUGCAAUGCAUCUGUUUCAGAUACAGAAAUAUAGAGAAGAUAUUUAUUGAGAUUUAAGUUAUUGUUAUUUAUUACCGUUCACUAAUGAGUUUCUCUUUUCUCCCCUUAUUUAUUAAAGUUUCUUUUCAAAGGUGCCAAAGUAUAUGUGCUCACAAAAUCUAAAGAAAGGUGAUAAAGGAAAUUUUAAUUGGGAACAAGGGUCCAUGCUUUUCAAAGUAUUAAAAUGUUUUUUGCUAGGUAAAAAUCACUUACUUUACCUUUUUAAGAAAAGCUCUCAUUAAUGUCCCCAGUUUCUGCAUCUUCACUAUUUUUUCUAUUUUUACAAAAAAAAAAAAAAUGUGUCAAAAGGAACUUUCCCGACAGGCCCCCUUUUCGGAAGCAGUGUGCAGACACCGUUGGCACUUGGUUUUAUUUCUUCGUUGCUCCAUCUCUGAACAGAAAUGCCAUAUGCUCCAUUUUCUGUUGUAUUUAAGCUCUUAUUCCCCUCUGCAUAUAUCUAUCUAUGAUAUGCAUAACCAUAUAUAUGAAAGGUUAAAUUCCUUUUAGUAGGUAGUCCUGGAGUUUAUGUUGACCUAAAAGUAAAAAUCCCGUCAGGUAGCCAGGGUUUCACCCUGAGCAGAGACCCUUCCUCCAUCCUUCUGCCCACCGUUCCCGAGGAAUGGGCUGUGCCCACUGCGGCCAAGGUGUGCACUGCCGGCCUUCCGGAAGUGGGGUCUGCUGGUUGCCGUAAAAGCCUGUUGGCUGUCGUCUUAGAGCUAUAGUUGUUGUCCCUAUAUACCCCAUCCCUCCCUGUGAAGAAAGUGGCCCAGAAGGGUAGACGAGGAAGACGUGUCUGUCCCAGCCACACGCCAAGGCUUGAGUGUGCUACCUCUAAGAUGAACGUCUUGAAAGGGGAGAAAGUGAGGAUGGGAACAACCACCUCACAUGUGCCCCAGACUGUGGAUUUGCCUGGCAGCCGACCCAUGCGCAAUGCACAGGGACCUAUAAUAGAACUCGUUGCACGUUUCAUAAAAGGGAUUUUUAUCAAGGAGAUUAUCUAUCACUACCUUAGUGGCUAUUAACCCAAGAAUAUAACAGGUUUAGCAAUUCAGUGACCUUACUGGCCUCCCUCAAAUAAUCAUGUUAAUUUUACAAAGUAACCAAGAGGCAGCAGUUACCAGAUAUCCCUUCCCUCCAGCCCCAAAAGACCCAAGUUCUCCAUCAUUCUACCCCUUUCUGUCCUUUCUGCUCCCCUUGCACAAUUCAAACAGAGAAAGAGGUCCUCUCUCCCACUCUCCUGGGGCCAGAGGGUGGACCUUGCUGUUCAGAAGAGUGACAGACCCAGCAGUCUGGUCAUUCAUGAAGCACAAUUUGAAGAUCGUCUGUCUGAUUCAGACAGCCCUGGAAAGUUUGGUGGCUGGUGUCCACAGGUGUCAACUCAGCCAUCCCCAGCUCUCCACGGAGAGUCCCUGCCCAGAGGGGCUGUAAGAUUCAGUGGGUGUUGACAACUUGUUCUCAGCACCACCUAUACACCAUAAGCAGGUUUUAACUGAAACAAAUCUCUCCACCAAAUCCACAAAAGGGUAAAGUUUGUGAUUUUUCUUUAUCGUUGCGAUACCACCUGAUCCAGUAAGGAGUACACUUCUUUGGAAGUUCCAACUUCUCUGAUCCGUCUCAGUCGUUUGUGUUACUCAACCAAAGUUCUCUACAGACUUUAUUUUUGUACAAUAUCAUUUUGUAACUUUUUACAAAUAAAAACUCAUUUCUAUU